CAAACAGUGACCCUCCAGGUUCGAGUCCAUGUUGCGCUCUGCACACGCGUGGGUCACGCUCUGCACCUGACAGCGCGAGCGCUUCUUCUUCUUCUGCUGCUGCUGCUGCUGCUGCAGAGACUUCUGAGUUUGAACAGGAGGAGAAAAACUUAUAGCACAAGAAGAAGUUGCUGCGGACUCUCCUUCGCACACGGACUUGUGUUUGUACACCGAAUUAUUAUAUAUACUUGUUUUUUUACGGCUUUAAAGCUGCAUCACCGAGGCGAAACGGCUUCCUCAGUCGAUUACCUGUCUUUCCUUUGCUAUCCGAUGGAUAUUCACUGCAAAGCAGACCCCUUCUCGGCGAUGCACCUGUCCCACGCAGGGCACGGCGGUGUGAACCAGCUCGGUGGGGUGUUUGUGAACGGCAGACCCCUCCCGGACGUGGUGAGGCAGCGGAUCGUGGAGCUGGCCCACCAGGGCGUCCGGCCAUGCGACAUCUCCAGACAGCUACGGGUCAGUCACGGCUGUGUCAGCAAAAUCCUCGGCAGGUACUAUGAAACCGGCAGUAUUAAACCAGGAGUAAUUGGUGGCUCCAAACCAAAGGUUGCAACUCCGAAAGUGGUGGAUAAAAUCGCAGACUAUAAGCGCCAGAAUCCAACCAUGUUCGCCUGGGAGAUAAGAGACCGACUACUGGCUGAGGGCGUCUGCGACAACGACACGGUGCCCAGCGUUUCAUCCAUCAACAGGAUUAUCCGCACCAAAGUCCAGCAGCAAUUCCACCCGUCCCCUGAUGGAUCUGUCACGCCGCUCUCCACGCCGGGCCACACCAUAGUGCCCAGCACGGCCUCGCCCCCCGUGUCCAGCGCCUCCAACGAUCCCGUAGGAUCCUACUCCAUCAACGGCAUUCUGGGUAUCCCCCGCUCCAACGGCGAGAAGAGGAAACGAGACGAAGUUCUCUGGACUGGCAGCCACAUGGAUGGAAGGAAAAUAGGACAUUAUGGCUCUGAUGGUUCAGGCCCAGGCAGCGACUCUCAGGGCAGCGUGGAGAGUUUAAGGAAGCACCUGCGAGCGGACGCCUUCACCCAGCAGCAGCUGGAGGCCCUGGACCGCGUGUUCGAACGUCCUUCUUACCCGGAUGUCUUCCCCACUUCAGAACACGUCAAACCUGAGCAGGUUCGCCACACACUUGUCCAGAAACCCUCACAGGCGAAUGAGUACUCCCUCCCGCCCCACCCCGGCCUGGACGACGUGAAGCCGAGCCUUUCCAGCAGCGCCAGCUCCGACCUCGCCUCCAGCGUCUCCCAGAGCUACUCUGUUGUGACAGGUCGAGACAUGGCCAGUACCACCUUACCUGGCUACCCGCCUCACGUCCCCCCCACAGGACAGGGCAGCUACCCCACCUCCACACUCGCUGGAAUGGUUCCUGGAGGGGACUUUUCUGGAAACCCUUACUCUCAUCCACAAUACACCACUUACAACGAAGCAUGGCGGUUCAGCAAUCCAGCAUUACUAAUGCCGCGUCCCGUGGCUCCGCACCUCCCACUGCUGCCACUGCCUAUGACCGCCAUUAGUUACCAUGGAGACCAGUUCAAACUGCAGGGCCAUGGCUUCGGCCUCCAUAUUGUCCCCGUCUGAGAAACACUGAGGUCAAAGGGAAGCGAGGUGGAACCCUAAAGGAAAACCCGGUGAUGUUACGCGAUGCGGAGGAAGGAUCGGCGAGGUCGACGGCCGGCGCAUCCAGCCCCAGCUUCAGCGUCACACACACCUUGGGUCAAAAGGGCCCGCGGGGCGUUCAGAACUCACUCCAUCAUGCCCUCACUUCUCUCACAGGCCCGAACAUUUCCAGAAUGACUUUAAGAGAUUAUAUAAAUAUAUAUAUUAUAAAAUAUAAAUUGAAGAAAAACAGUGUGAAGAAUACCAUGUGGAAAAAAAUGUUGUGGGUUUUUAUUUUUGUUCCUUUGUUGCUGUUGUUGUUGUUGUUAUUUUAUUCAUGGAUCCUCACAUUCCUUUUAUGUGAUGAACUGCAGUAUUUUUCUGCUCUAAAGAGAGAAGUCCAGGGGAGACGACAAUGGUCCCAUAGCUUGAUGAUGCAGCGACUUGAACCAGUGUUGCGAGGCCCCCUUUGACACUCAAUGAGAUCCUGGCUCCACACUGUAGGGAGGGCUUUACUCCGGUGCUUUGACUACGUCUUCUGCUCCCAUUUCUCCUGUUCCCUCCUACAUUAUCGGAUAAACACACAGCAUGUCCUACAACGUUUACUGACCCUAUAUAGACCAAUGGCAACAUCACACUCCCUGUGGCAAACAAUCAGAUGUAAAAAUGUAAAAUCAUUUUGCAAAAGUAUUAAAAAAAACACGGUGACCACAAAACGGCCUCGCCGGAAUUUUUAAAUACUUUAAAUUAUUUUUUUCUGUCACUAUUUUUCAAUGUAAAAAAAAAAAAAAAAGGCUAUCAAAGAUUCCUUCAGAGUAGUUGUCAUGUUUCCCUCAUUUUCCAGUCAUGACCAUGUCCAUGCAUGAUUUGCUCUUUUUUUGCACUAUAACCUCAGCUUAUUUAAUUUAUUUGGUACAUUCACUUAAAGUUUAAUUAACCUACCGAUUUUAAACAUAAGUUGAUGCUAUUUAUGUUGGAUAGUGUAGGUGUAAAAACACAAAGCAGACGGACAGACAUGUUCUUUUUCCUGAAUAAAAGCGAUGCUUUCAAGUUUCCGAGGAGUUUGUAAGCCAUAGCCUUACAUGGCUACACGAAACAAAUUCAAUUCUCCUGGUUUAUAAUCCAUUCAGCUACUUAGUCAUACCACUAGAUGCCUACACAGUUUAGAGAGCUGUACGCAGUUGAGCGAACCAACUGUAAAUUAGCUUCAACAAUUGCCUUACAAACCUGUUUUUCCAGCGUCAACUCAUGCUUGUUCCACAAAAUUACUUGCCUUUCCAAACACACAUUCACCGCCCUCCUUGAUUUACGUUCUACUCUCCAUAUAGGGACUGAAAGGAAAUACUGAUUCAGUUUGCUUUUUGGAAAAUAUUUUGUGAAUGUACUUUUAACUACAUUUGCCAAAGACUUAGUUUGAUAUUUAAUAUUUUAUUUACAGUAUAUGUAUGCAUAAAUAAAGCAGUAUUAUCUUUUAAAUGAGUAGUCGACACUGAACAUGUAUGUCGUGACUUUUCAAUAUGGCGAUCAACGCGACGCAUAUGACUGUAAUGAAAAAUUCAGUGACUCAAUACUCCAUCGGUUGCAACAAAAUGCUGCUUUGUAGAAUGAUUUGUGAAUAAUGUGAAGACAAUUCUUCUCUGUAAAUAAUAUCACACACUCACCAUCGCAGUAUCAUACUAAUGUACUGGCUCCCUUUGUAGAUAAACAUUACAUUUGUGUCUUAAUGUAAUGUUGUGCUCUGAGGAAGAGGCGCAACGACUGUAUAACCUGUCGCUACAUGUACUGUAGCAGCGGGUUUCAGAUGCUAACAUCACAUAGGUUGUCUCUGUCAUUUUAUUUUUGUUUUCAUGAUAAUGUCAUGAUGAUGUUUUAUGUCACUAUGCAAUGAGUUAAAUGGCUUUCUGUAUCAUCUUUUGUUGUUGGGCUCAGAUUAAGUAAUCCCCGUGGAGAACAGCAUAAAAAGUUAACAAGUACAAAAGA
Molecule: messenger RNA, 3615 nt
Organism: Sebastes umbrosus (honeycomb rockfish)
Lineage: Eukaryota; Metazoa; Chordata; Actinopteri; Perciformes; Sebastidae
Gene: pax2a
Product: paired box 2a
Exons: 11
Coding region: 310-1617 (435 amino acids)
Biological process (GO): anatomical structure development; regulation of transcription by RNA polymerase II
Molecular function (GO): DNA-binding transcription factor activity, RNA polymerase II-specific; RNA polymerase II cis-regulatory region sequence-specific DNA binding
Source: RefSeq, a predicted model, not a curated record